Drosophila simulans is the source of this 1298-nucleotide messenger RNA. RefSeq names its product putative gustatory receptor 10b (gene Gr10b). The transcript has 3 exons. Gene Ontology annotation, cellular component: membrane. Lineage: Eukaryota; Metazoa; Arthropoda; Insecta; Diptera; Drosophilidae. Gene Ontology annotation, biological process: sensory perception of taste. Bases 1 to 1122 code for a protein of 373 amino acids. The record is from RefSeq and is a predicted model, not a curated record.
AUGCGAGUGGGCAAGUUGUGCCGCCUGGCUUUGCGCUUCUGGAUGGGAUUGGUAGUGGUCCUGGGAUUCUCCAGCCACUACUACAGUCCCACUCGACGGCGUCUGGUUCACUCGAGAAUUCUGCAGACAUACGACUGGCUUUUGAUGGUCAUCAACUUGGUGGCGUUCUACGCCUACUAUAGAUACGCCAUGACGUAUUUCCUGGAGGGCAUGUUUAGGCGGCAGGGAUUCGUGAAUCAGGUGUCCACUUGCAACGUAUUCCAGCAGCUACUGAUGGCAGUGACCAGCACCUUAUUGCACCUUCUAUUUGAACGGCAGGUGUGCCAGACGUACAACGAGGUGUCCACUAUUUUGGAGCAGGACCUGCAGCUCAAGGAGCACAGUCGCUUCUACUGCCUGGCUUUUCUGGCCAAGUUCUACAAUUUUUUGCACAACUUCAACUUUGCCCUAAGUGCCAUCAUGCAUUGGGGCCUGCGACCCUUCAAUGUUUACGAUUUACUGGCCAAUCUGUACUUCGUCUACAACUCACUGGCCAGGGAUGCCAUUCAGGUGGUCUAUGUUCUGCUGCUGCUCAACCUGUCGGAGGCACUGCGUCUGAACGGCCAGCAGGAGCACGACUCCUACAGCGACCUCAUGAAGCAGCUGCGCAGACGGGAGCGACUGCUGAGGAUUGGAAGGCGGGUGCAUCGCAUGUUCGCCUGGCUGGUGGCCAUAGCCUUGAUUCACCUGGUGUUCUUCAACACGGCCACCAUUUACCUGGGCUACACCAUGUUCAUCCAGAAGCACGACGCCUUGGGCCUGCGUGGCAGGGGCUUGAAGAUGCUGCUCACAGCCGUCUCAUUUUUGGUCAUCCUUUGGGACGUCGUGCUCCUCCAGGUCGUUUGUGAAAAGCUUCUGACCGAGGAGAACCAAAUCUGCGCCAGUCCAGAGGAUGAGGCUUCUUCCAGGACGACUUACAGACAGUGGGAAAUGUGCGCUUUGAGACGAGCUAUUAGACGAUCAUCGCCAGAAAACAAGGUUUUGGGCAUGUUCCGAAUGGAUAUGCGAUGUGCAUUCGCUUUGAUCAGCUGCAGUUUGUCCUAUGGCAUCAUAAUCAUUCAGAUUGGAUAUAUACCAGGCUAAUUUAACCAUUCCAAAGAAAGUAAUACGCCGGUGCAAUCAGCACUCAAUCAGCAGUUUGCUUCACUUAAGUUAAUUACCAGGAUAAUCUGGAGGAUUGGAUCUCUGGUGGAAUGAAAACAUAACUCGGAGCUAAUAGAUUCAUUGUACGAAAGACCAUGAAACCUAAAGGAAUUAAG